Populus euphratica (Euphrates poplar) is the source of this 2012-nucleotide messenger RNA. RefSeq names its product regulatory protein (NPR1) (gene NPR1). The record is from RefSeq and is a predicted model, not a curated record. Gene Ontology annotation, biological process: defense response to bacterium; defense response to fungus; systemic acquired resistance, salicylic acid mediated signaling pathway. Gene Ontology annotation, molecular function: protein binding. NCBI's taxonomy places the organism in Eukaryota, Viridiplantae, Streptophyta, Magnoliopsida, Malpighiales, Salicaceae. The coding region runs from base 25 to 1794 and encodes 589 amino acids. Gene Ontology annotation, cellular component: nucleus; cytoplasm. The transcript has 4 exons.
UUUCUGGUUUUCUUUCUGUUGUUGAUGGAUAAUAGGAUUGUUUUCUCGGAUUCUAACGAGAUCAGCAAUGGAAGUAGUACUUGCUGCAUAGAAACUCCCUCAAGUUCAAAGCCUUUUACAAACCCAGAAAUUGCAGCUCUUCAACAACUAUCAGGAAACCUUGAAACAAUCUUUGACUCCCAAGAUUUUGACUACUUUGCUGAUGCCAAAAUCACAAGCUCCAAUUACAACCAUGAAGUCCCAGUUCACAGGUGCAUUUUAUCUGCGAGAAGUCCUUUUUUCAAGAGUGUUUUCUCGAGUCCUGUGGCUAAAGACAGAAGUGGGGUAGCAAAGUUUGAAUUGAAGGAAUUGGCUAAGGACUAUGAUGUUGGAUUUGAUUCACUUAUGACAGUCUUGGGUUAUUUGUAUUGUGGGAAAGUGAGGCCUUGGCCUAAAGAUGUUUGUGCUUGUGUGGAUGAUGAUUGUUCCCAUAUUGCUUGCAGGCCUGCAGUGGAUCUCCUGACUGAGGUUCUUUAUGCCUCUUUUACAUUCCAGGUUAAUGAGUUGGUGGCUCUUUAUCAGAGGCACCUAUUAGACAUUCUUGACAAGGUUUCAGCUGAUGACAUCUUGGUGAUUCUAGCAGUUGCAAACAUAUGCGGUGAAGCUUGUGAGAGAUUGCUAACAAGAUGCGUUGAGAUUAUUGUGAAAUCAAAUGUUGAUAUUGUUACUCUGGAUAAAGCCUUGCCGCAGUACAUUGUGAAGAAAAUCAUGGAUUCUCGUUUGGAACUUGGUUUGAAUGUGCCUGGGAACAGUAACUUACUAGAUAAACAUGUAAAGAGAAUACAUCGGGCUCUGGACUCGGAUGAUGUUGAGCUAGUUAGAAUGCUACUGAAAGAGGCACAUACUAAUCUAGAUGAUGCGCAUGCACUCCACUAUGCUGUUUCAUACUGUGAUGCAAAGACUACAACUGAGAUUCUUGAUCUUGGAUUAGCUGAUGUUAACUGCAGAAAUUCAAGGGGUUACACCGUGCUGCAUGUUGCUGCAAUGCGGAAAGAUCCUAAGAUUAUAGUAUCUCUCUUAACGAAGGGAGCUCGGCUGUCAGAUCUUACUUUAGAUGGUAGGAAGGCUCUGCAGAUAUCAAAACGACUUACAAGGGCCACGGAUUAUCAUAAGUCAACAGAGGAAGGAAAAGCUUCUCCCAAGGAGCGCUUGUGUAUAGAAAUAUUGGAACAAGCAGAAAUGAGGGAUCCAUUACUUGGAGAGGCUUCUCUUUCUCUUGCUAUGGCUGGUGAUGACCUGAGAAUGAAAUUGUUGUACCUCGAAAAUAGAGUUGGACUGGCAAAACUCCUUUUUCCCAUGGAAGCAAAAGUUGCGAUGGAUAUUGCUCAAGUUGAUGGUACUUCUGAGUUUCCAUUUGGUGGCACCAGGCCCAGCAUCUUGUCUGGUGCACAAAGGGGAGCUGUGGACUUGAACGAGGCACCUUUCAGAAUGCACGAGGAGCAUCUAAAUAGGAUGAGAGCACUCUCUAGAACAGUGGAACUUGGGAAACGGUUUUUCCCACGUUGCUCAGACGUACUCAACAAAAUCAUGGAUGCUGAUGACCUAUCACAGAUAGCUUAUUUAGGGAAUGAAACUUCAGAGGAACGACUUGUGAAGAGACAGAGACACCUUGAGCUCCAGGAAGCUCUAAGCAAGGCAUUCAAUGAAGAUAAACAAGAGUUCGACAGGUCUGUCAUAUCAUCUUCAUCAUCCACCAAGUCAAUUGGCACGGCGAGGUCUAAUGGUAAGCUUAUUGACAAGGGUGGUGAUCAUUAGGCCUAAUCCUGUUCUCCUUUAUGAUAUGGUUUUAAUGUUUACCUUGAUAAUAAUACCUUGAAUUCUGUAUCUUCUGAAUUCUAAACACACAUCAUGGGUUGGUUAUCCAGAAAGAAAGGGAAAUAGUUUUUAGUUUCUUGCGAACUUGGUAGAAACACUGAGCAGCUUAUUUCCCAAUUAACAACCAGUCAAGCUUGUCUUGAUUUGCUUCUUUUUUA